CAGGUGAAGGAUUGGGUGUAGAAAAAAAGGUGAUUCUGCAACAUACUGGAACUAGAUCUGUUUGGUUCCCCAUUUGCAGCAAAUGGCAUCAGCUAGUGUGGUGCCUGCGACUGGAUUGAGAAACACAAGUGGAAAUGCUAUCAGCAUGGAUAGGUUGCCUGAAGAAAUGAAUGAUAUGAAGAUAAGGGAUGACAAGGAAAUGGAAACUGCUGUGGUCGAUGGAAAUGGCACAGAGACGGGUCAUAUAAUCGUGACAACUAUUGGGUGUAGAAAUGGCCAACCAAAGCAGAUGUGUAUUUCAGAAACAGUAGAUGAUGAUAGUAUUAGCGUGUUGGAAGUACCUAGCUGGUGCAUGAAGGCAAUAUGACGUUAGAAGAUUUCCUCACCCCAACUGAGAUGAAAGAUGGACUCACAAACCUUGCUAGAGUCAAAGAGCUGGUUGCUGUUAUGCAAAGGCAGAGAAAAAAUAUUAUGAAGAAUGUAGGUAAUGCAUCCAGACAAUGGUCAAUUGUAGCAAGUACCUUAUCAGCGACAGAGAAGAAUGGUUGCCUUAAUCAUUUCCUUCAGUUAGACGGGCAUAGGUUUCUCAACCAAUGGCUCCAGUAAGCUCCAAAG
Messenger RNA from Magnolia sinica, 615 nucleotides. RefSeq names its product shaggy-related protein kinase NtK-1-like. NCBI's taxonomy places the organism in Eukaryota, Viridiplantae, Streptophyta, Magnoliopsida, Magnoliales, Magnoliaceae. The transcript has 3 exons. The record is from RefSeq and is a predicted model, not a curated record. Bases 83 to 367 code for a protein of 94 amino acids.